Phragmites australis (common reed) is the source of this 2661-nucleotide messenger RNA. RefSeq names its product zinc finger CCCH domain-containing protein 53-like. The coding region runs from base 130 to 1959 and encodes 609 amino acids. Gene Ontology annotation, molecular function: metal ion binding; RNA binding. The record is from RefSeq and is a predicted model, not a curated record. The transcript is spliced from 9 exons. NCBI's taxonomy places the organism in Eukaryota, Viridiplantae, Streptophyta, Magnoliopsida, Poales, Poaceae.
CGUCUCCAACCAGCGUAUUAAAUUCACUGUGCCGCUGCAACUUUGUUGUCACAACCGUGCCCCACCCCAGCCCUCCCUGUAACUCCGCCUUUUCACCUUCCAUCUCUCCUCUCCUCUCCUCUCCUCUCCAUGGCGGGGGGCGCCUGCUCUUGGGACGCCAUGGACGUCUACGAGGCCACCAAGGCGGUGUUCGCGCGGGUGCACGCGCUGGACCCCGACAACGCUUCCAAGAUCGUGGGCAUGCUCCUCAUCCAGGACGACGGCGAGAAGGACUUGAUCCGCCUCGCCUUCGGCCCCGAGCACCUCCUCCACUCCUUCGUCGCCAGGGCCCGCGCGGAGCUCGCCGCCAAGCCCUCGUCCCCGCCGUCGCCCGCGCUCGGGCCGGUGCAGACCGGGCCGCCAUGGGGGAUGCCGAGCCCCGGGGCCGAGCAGCAGGCGCCGUUCGCCGGCGACCAGGUGGGGUACGACGGAGGUGACGCGUUCUACCCUGAGGAGUACGACUGCUGGUCGCCGGCGAGCGGCGGGCACCGCCGGAGCUUCUCGCUGAGCGACGCUGAGGCCGCCGCGGCGGGCGCGUGGAGGCCGUGCCUGUACUUCGCGCGGGGGUACUGCAAGAACGGCUCCUCCUGCCGGUUCCUGCACGGCUUGCCCGAAGUCGACGCGGCGGCCGCAGAGCGGGAGAUGGUGGUCAUGCGCACUAAGGCCAUGGCCGGCGCGCGGCCACAGCAGCUCAUGGCGUCCGCGUUCCCCUUCUCGCCGUCGCCGGAAGGCCUCAACUUCCUGCUUGAGCAGCAGCAACAGAGCGAGCCCCAAAGGGCCGCCAUGCUGCUUGGCGGCGAGGACAUGUACAGGUUCUCCGUGCGCUCUCCUCGGAUGGACCGCGGCGACCUCAUCGCCAACCCCGCCGCGCGGCAGAUCUACCUGACAUUCCCGGCCGACUCCACCUUUAGCGAGGAGGACGUGUCCAACUACUUCAGCAUGUACGGGCCGGUGCAGGACGUGCGGAUCCCGUACCAACAGAAGCGCAUGUUCGGGUUCGUCACCUUCGUCUACCCGGAGACAGUGAAGGCAAUCCUCGCCAAGGGCAACCCGCAUUUCGUGUGUGACGCGCGCGUGCUCGUCAAGCCCUACAAGGAGAAGGGCAAGGUCCCCGACAGGUUCAGGAAGCUACAGCACCCGCACCAUGGCGAGUUCACUGGCUGCACGACGCCUACCGGAUUGCUGGAUGCCAGGGACCCCUUCGACCUGCACCAGCCACAGAUUGGGCCAAGAAUGAUGUAUGGAAACACUGCCAACCGCGAGGCAUUUCUGAGGAAGCUCGAAGAGCAGCAGCAGGCAGCCGAGCUGCAGCAAGCCAUUGAGCUGCAGGGUCGCCGGUUCAUGGGGUUGCAGCUUCUCGACCUCAAGAACAGGGGUCACCAUCUCAGCUCCCCCCUCGUCUCACCAAUCGCUCCGAGACAAACUGAUGACAAAGGCAGCGUCAAUAGGAAUGGCAAUGCCGUCCAUUUGGAGGAUGUCACCAUCCAAGAUAACAAGCUGCAUAGCCUUGCCAUGAGUGCUCCUGCAUCUGCUGCUAUCUCUGCAACUGCUGCAGAAAGCAAGCAUGAAGAGCAGCAAAAAGAGGAGGAUGGUGAUGGCACUCCGAAGCAGGUAGUCAACCCUGGGGAAGAAGAGAAGAGGGAAUCUGGCCCUGGGGCAACAACAGCCAAUGUUGCUUGUGGAUUCCAAGAAAGUGGCGUGGAGAAUUUGCCUGAUAGCCCCUUUGCACCCCCCACCAAGGCCUCCAUUGAUGCUGCUGCUGCAACUGCUCACAAUGGUAACAUCAACAACAGAAGCCCUUACCAUGUGGCUUCAUCGCUCUUUCCCUCAACACCCCCCACCCUUGAGCUGCCCCCCUACAGCUCAUGCUUCUUUCAAGCACCCAGGUUUUCCUCUGGGCAUGAAGCCAUUGGGCUGUGAGUAUAAUGCAAAAAGGGGUCUCCUCUCCUCCAAGCUGGGAGGACCAUCAUGACCCCAUUAAGUGGAGGAAAGGGUAGAAAGAUUUAACAAAUACUAGGUGUAUCUUCAGAGGAACAGCAACAACAACAAAGAAAGAAGUCUAGGUUGUUUAGCUCUAGGCCUCAAGUAUAUGAUAGUAGUCGUAUAAAUAAUAACAGUCGUUUAGUAGCUCCCGCCAGUAUCAAGAACAAGAUCAACAAAGCAUCAUCGUGUUGUAUGCUCCUUUGUAGUGUGGAUCUUAGUAUGAUACAAGUAUACCUUAGCUGGUGUAGUAACUAGUCUUGGUAGCCGGUUGUUGUCAAGUGACAUUGCUGCAUACAGACAUCCAAAGAGAAACAGGUAGAGAGUAGAGUGGACAAAAGCCAGACAGACAGACUGCAGUGACAGAAGGAAAAGUGGUGAGAGGGGCACUGCUGGACCAGAUCACUCACGGGUGCAGAGAACCAAAGAGGAAUCAUCUCAUCAGCAAUUCAGCACUGACCACUCUCAUCAUCUGUAUCCUCCUUUUGCCAAUGCGCUAGUCAUGUAUGGAUGCAGCAGCAGCACUCCUAGUCUCUGCAUCCAACUUAUGCUAUUCUCCUUUCCACCCUUCUAGAACAGUAGAAGCUAGUAGACAAAGAAUUGGAAAAGUAAUUAUCAGUCAUAUUUGUCUUUGGAGUAGUA